Anoplophora glabripennis (Asian longhorned beetle) is the source of this 4938-nucleotide messenger RNA. RefSeq lists its product as uncharacterized. Bases 312 to 4694 code for a protein of 1460 amino acids. The record is from RefSeq and is a predicted model, not a curated record. Gene Ontology annotation, biological process: regulation of mRNA splicing, via spliceosome. The transcript has 12 exons. Gene Ontology annotation, cellular component: spliceosomal complex. Lineage: Eukaryota; Metazoa; Arthropoda; Insecta; Coleoptera; Cerambycidae. Gene Ontology annotation, molecular function: RNA binding.
UCUAAUGAAAAAUGAAUGAUUGGUCUUGGUGAUCGACGAUUAUAAUUUGUUAACGUUCUAAUUUAAUUGCAAAACUCAGAAUAUCAAUUGACAACUGCUUUGAUUUUUAUACUGUCACCAGUCUUACAUAAUUACAAUAGAUUUUUACAAAAAUAAUGAAAACUUAGCUGUACUAGGUGGCCAUGUUGUGUUGUGUUUUGUGGCGGUAAAUUUAAAUUUCUUUUCCAUCAUUUGUAUAAAAGGUUUCAAUACGAAGAAUAAUACUUCAGAGAGAAGCUUAAAUUUGGAAGAUAUCCGGUAGUGUAAGUGUUAUGGAGCCCUGUGCACCAGGAACAGAAGAUGAUCCACCAAUUAUGUAUUCCACUCUGAACAAACAGGCAACAGAACAAGAACGAUUGCUGAAACAGAAAGCUAUACUGAAAAAUGGUCAGUACGACAACAUAUUCGAGCUCAGCUAUGUCAAUGGUGCAGAGCAUUGGUUUUGUAAUGCUUGCCAGUGUCCUGUUAUGGGGCGUGUUUACCAGCAUGAAAUCGGCAAACGUCAUACCCAAAAUUUGGCGAUGAAUAAUCGCCAUUUGGACAAACCACGAAGAGAUGAACCUGAUGAUGAUCCCAUAACCAUUGACGUCGCACCAGGUGAACCUGUCCCCCCUGGUUUUGAGGAAGAGAUCGGCAGAGUUGCACAGAUUCAAGAACGACUUGAUGGAUUCAAAGUUGGGCCUCUAAUAGCCUUGGAAUAUCUAUUAGAGUUGCAGGAUUAUGAUCCGUCAAAGGAACCCGUUUAUUUAUGCAUUUUGUGUGACAAAAGGGGAGAUCCCCGUACUGUAUUAACCCACCUUGCCAGUUAUAAUCAUAUUUCUCAGUAUCUGCAAAAACAUUUUCCCACUUGUUACCGUGCUCUUGCGCCAUACAUGACAAAGCAAUAUAAGAGAAACUGGCAAAUUACUUUGCAAAAAAUAGCCGAAGCCAUUGAAAAAAAGUUUGGUCGGCUCAAACCGUACCCCAUUGAAAAAGAUAAGUUUGAGAAAGAGAGGAUGCAUUAUCUCCAGCAGAUUUCAAAAGGCAAACAUUUUUCAGAGCAGUCAGGUUGGACAUUUGAGGAACUGAUUGUCCACGAUGAAUUAACAAAGUCUCAUGGAGAAGAAAAAUCAUAUGAAUCAACUGCGUCUAACAAUUGGGGUGGAUCCGCUUAUAUAGAGAGGCCUUUUAAGAAGAGAAGCCCUUCGCCGCCAGUUGUAGCUUGUCCUACUAAAAAAAAUAAAACUGGUCUGGCCAAUAAAAAACAACUUCCCGCAUAUAUUCCAGUUGGACAAAGUAAUGCAAAAACCUCAGCACAGCCAGGCAGAAGAAGAUCGUUGUCUAGUGUUUCUAGUAUUUCCAGCAGCGACAUGAGUGAAGGGGAAGGUAGAGUUAGAAAAGCAGGUAGAAGUCCGAGGAGAAGAGAGUCUCCUUCACCAAGAGGACGGCAGCUUCCUUAUCAGAGACGUAGAUCGCCCUCUCCAAGACGUAAGUCGCCUCCAAAACGAAAAGGUGAAAUGCCAUGGCAAAAUCCUAAUUACCAGAAGCAGAAAAAUGAGUUUACGGAAAAGAAAAUGACAGAAAAAGAAAGGGACAAAAUCAGAAAAAUAGAAGAAUUUAGAAAACUUGCAAGAGCCAUAGAAAAUGAUAUGCAUAAAACUCUUAAACAACACGAAAAAAAUCCUGAAAAACAUCCACAGUAUAAUGAGGAGUGGAAGAAGUUUUGGAACAAAAGAUACAAGGAGUUGCAGACCCAAGGCGUAGAUGCUUCCAAACAUGAUUUUAAACCCGAAUGGAUUGAAUAUUGGAAUAAGCGAAUGGUAGAAUUACAUAGCGAUGAACUUCGUAAUAGGAAGGAUGCAUUAAGAAAAAGAUUGGGUCUUCCUGAAGAAAUCAAUCCUAUAAAGUUCAAGAUAGGUGUCGUACCUCCAGUAAUUAAGGAAAAUCCCAAAGAAAACAAACCAAACUUGCCCAUGGCUGCACAACCAGAUCAGGACAAUGAAGUGAUCAUAAUAGACGACAAGGAUGACGAUUCAAAGUCUCGAAGUCCAUGGGAGAAGGACACUACCACAAAGCCAAAACCACGGGUACGGCGCAGUCCUUCACCACGUUCACGGAAGAGGUCUCCUAGACGGUCACGAUCCAGAGAUAGAAAUCCUCCAAGACAAAGAUCAAAAUCAAGAGAGAAACAUCAAUUUAAACGAUCCAGAUCAAAGGAAAGAUAUUUCUCUACAAGAUCAAAAUCGAGAGACAGGUCUCGUUCUAGAGAAAUAAUGAAAGUUAAAGAUUACUCGCCUAUGAAAGAAAGUUCUCGGACGAAGGACAACAGGUCACCUUCACGGGAAAUGUCUAGAUCAAUGGAUCAUAAAGAUUCGAGGGAGAAGCGAUCACAUUCUCUGGAUAGGAAGUCGCGAUCUAGAGACAAGAGUCGCGAAAAAAGAGAUAUGGACUAUAGAGAGAGCAGUUAUGAAAGGGAUAUGAGGGGAAGAGAAAGGGUUAGGACAGUGGCUGACCUGCCUUGGGAGAGGGAAAAAGCCGUCUAUAGAUCUCAUUUUGAAGACUACUAUAAACCUCCUUCGGUUAUGCGGGAAGCUACUAGGAAACCGGUUAUUCUUCCCGAUGUUCCUGGCAUGCAAGUGGUAAUGCCAGAAGAUGACGACGACGGAGAGGUCAAUAUCGUAGAUGUGCUGCGCAUUUUGACAGCCCUAGAAGAACGCCUAGGAUCACUAGGCCCAAAAAUUAUCGACCUCCUCGCGCAGGCCCUCGCCCUGGAAAAGAAAGAAGCUAAUAGCUCCGAAAUGUUACUGGAUAGCGAUUUAAAUUGCGUUUUAUUUGAAACGGUCAAGGAGAAGCUGAAGGGACAGCUUUUGGCCGGUUUGGUGGAUAUGGUGCAGGAGAGAGCUUUUAAAAAGGCUAUUAAAAAGACUGCAACUUUGAUCCAUAUGGCAGGUCAGAGGAAAAGACAGAGGGAACGUAUGAUGCCGAAAGUUAAUCCGGUGAUUGUACCUGGAGUUGGUACUGUGGACAAAGCGGCCAUCGCUAAACAAAUCGCUACGGCACUUAUCAUGCAAGGCAAAACUGAUGUUACGCAGGCAGAGUUGGAAUAUCUUAUUAAUGCAGUGGUUGGUAUGGCUGAAGCUUCCAAGAAUUCUAACAAACCCAUGACGACAGCUACAUUCCUGCAGCAGAUAGCCGGCGGAUCUACUCCGCUCCUUUCUUUAAGCAAACAGCAUGAAGCAGUGGAGCCUGACGAGAAAAUUAUAAUACCCUCAAAUUCCAAGAAGUCAAACGUGGUAGAAUUGGAGAAGCUCACUGAGCCUUUAACUCCUAGCCCGGGAAAAAGUUCUGUUAGUAACAUGGAGAAUCUGUCAGAUUUGGAUUUGCAAACUCUUUUGCAAAACUUCAAAGACUUGUCAACUGACGAGCAACAUAAUCUUAUAAAUUAUUUGAAAAAACUGGAAACCCACGAACCCGAAAGGGUCGAGAGGUUGAGGAAAUUUGUGAACUUGGAUCCGAACGCAAGGCCAAAAGAAGAAGGUGAAACGGUUCCUGAGAACAAAACAAAGUCAUCAGAAGGGCGGCAAAGUCCAUUCUCUAAUAGACAUGGUAGUGUCAAUCCAGCGUCUGAUGAUUUGGUAAGAAUCGAAUCUGACGAAGAAGAUAUGGGAGAUGAAAAAGAGGAGAUUAGAUCUGAGGAAAAAGAGAAACCACCGACUAAAGUACAUCUGGAUUCGGAAGACGAGGACUAUACAUAUGAAGAUGUUGUCAAAGCAGUUUCGAAAAACGUUAAAGACAAGGAACUAGAAAAUAAUAUGAAGAUUGUGGAAGAGACCAUGAAGUUUGAAACUAAUAAAGCGAAGAACGAAGUCGAUCUAACUGACGCUAAAGCACUUAUUUCUAACUUGAUGAGUAAUUUUAGUAAAGGUAAUUCUAAUACAAACAGUAUUGACCUCUUAGGUUUGGGAAUAAGCACUCCAAAUCCACCACCUUUGGCGACUACCACCAGCAACAUCAUGACAAGUACUGCCGAUUUCGCGAAAACUUUGAGCAGCAUAAAUGUCGCCAACCUAGCCAGUAUCGUAAAUAACGUCAAGAUGAUGUCACAAGAGGAAUCAAAGGAACGGCCACUUAAUUUUGAACCCCCAUCGCCUUUGAGAUCCAACACUGCUAAAUUAAACUUUGAUCCUACACAUCUAAAUAGAGGUCCGUCGCCUAGAGUAUUGGACAGAACUGAUCUUCCGAUGGGUUACGACGAUGUACGAAGAAAUAUAGGAUUGGGACGACAAGGUGCAGGGUAUGACCUUGGUGUACCUGGUAGAGGACCGGGUGGGCCAGGAUCUCUCCUUGGGCCUGGUGGGAAUCUAAGGCUUCCAAGUUACGGUGGUCCAGGUGGUUUAAGUAGAGAUAGCAGAGGGUCUAUUAUACCACCAAGGGAUUUAGGGGUGUCGGGUUCACUUUUAGGCUCCAGAGACAGGCCUCUGAUGCAGUAUCCCAGAAGUACAGGCUCAUUCGGUCCCAGUUUCGGGAAUAAUAGUAACAAUGACUUUCCUCCGCUCGAACGCGUUCAGUAUUCCGGCAGACCUAAUGUUUUCGAUCAGAGAGGUAGAAUGGAUAAUCCAAGAUUUGGUGGGAAUCUUUUUAAUAAUAGACCUAGCAGUGGCAAUUACAGAUGGUAGGAUAAGUACUUUUUCCAUGGAAUAUUUUAUGUAUUUGAUAGAAUACAUACGUUGCCGUAUUACGUUUUUUGUUUUAAAAUAAAUUUCUAAGAGUACUUUAUAUUGAUUUUUGUACUUUAGGUUUUCGUGUAGUUGUAACGAUUUAAUCCUCACUCCCAGUUAUUUUUACUUGGUGUUUUGGACCAUUUCCAUUUGUGAAAGAAAAGUAUGUAAUACUCUAUGUAAUAUACAUAUUUCAAAACGA